AUGGAGACCUGGUUUUGGAUUCUUGGAUGGGUUCUUUCCUUUCUUGCCAUCACUGGAAAUGGAUUUACAAUCUUCCUCGUCUGCAGCAGACGAAAUCUCCGCACCAAAACCAACGCGUUUAUUGUUUCACUUGCAGUGGCGGAUUUUUGUGUUGGUUUGAGCGUUGUUCCUUCUUUGUUCGCAUGCGACGUUACAAACACCUGCUACUGGCCUAAGGUUUUUCCUUCAUGGAAAGAUGUCGUAAGGUGGCUGUUUAGCUACUUAUCUGUUUUAAACUUGUGUUCUCUGGUGCUCGAUCGUUAUAUCGCCAUCGUAAAGCCUUUUAAAUACAUAACUUUUAUGACUCGAUCUCGUGUUAUUCAAGUGAUAACUGCCUGUUGGAUAGCGUCAUUUACGCUGGUUGCGUUCAAGACCGCACUUCGGCUUUGCUGCGAGACCCCUCUGACCAGUAUCGUUGCAGUUGUGGUUUUAAUGAUUUUCAUGGAAAUCGUUCCAUGCGUACUGCAAGUACUCUGUUUCGCGUCAAUGUUACUUCAUGUAUGGAAACAUGAUCGGUCAACACGCACCCUAGCAAAACAGUUACGUUUUAACCAUCGGGUAUCUUUUAAAACCCAUCACGAGAAGUCUGCAGUAAUAAUGAUGGGUAUUGUGAUAGGAGUGUUUGUUGUGUGCUACGGAAUAUAUUUGCGUUGUAGUCUGUUAGUAGUAUUCGACACAAAUGCAUCAUGUAAAGAUGAACAAUACAAAAUUCCUGUGUUGGUUUUAAACUCGGCCAUUAACCCACUUUCUUAUGCUUUUUUCAAAAGAGACAUAAAGAAAGAGUUUAAAAGGCUUAUCAGUCAGGUGGUUUAA
Molecule: messenger RNA, 852 nt
Organism: Porites lobata
Lineage: Eukaryota; Metazoa; Cnidaria; Anthozoa; Scleractinia; Poritidae
Source: the annotation of a GenBank genome assembly